Molecule: messenger RNA, 1335 nt
Organism: Amaranthus tricolor (Joseph's coat)
Lineage: Eukaryota; Viridiplantae; Streptophyta; Magnoliopsida; Caryophyllales; Amaranthaceae
Product: alpha-soluble NSF attachment protein 2-like
Exons: 9
Coding region: 120-965 (281 amino acids)
Biological process (GO): intracellular protein transport; SNARE complex disassembly
Cellular component (GO): vacuolar membrane; SNARE complex
Molecular function (GO): syntaxin binding; soluble NSF attachment protein activity
Source: RefSeq, a predicted model, not a curated record
UCUUCCCUUUUUCUUCAACACUUCAACGUCCAUCUAAAUUCGAACUGCACAUUACUCUCUGUUAAUUUCUGUCACUAAUUCCCACAAAAAAAAAUAUAUAUAUUUUUUAUUUUACAAAAAUGGUGGAUUACAUGACCCAAAAUGAAAAAUGCAAGAACAAGCAGGCAGAUAAUUUAAUUGGUGGGUGGAAACUAUCCGGCUCUGUUUCCGAAUAUGCUGCUGCUGAAUUCCAUCAGAAAACUGGGGAUCAAGCUGGGUCUAAUUAUAUAGAAUUGGCAGAAUGUCACUUGAAGACUGGCAGCAUUCAUGAAGCUGCUGCUGCUUUUGUAGAUGCUGCAAACUGUUAUAAGAAGAUAUCCCCCAUCCAAUCCAUAUCAUGUCUAGAACAAGCAGUGAAUCUGUUCUCUACUGUAGGGAGAUUGAGCAUGGCCGGAAGAUAUUGCAAGGAAGUUGGUGAGAUAUAUGAGCAGCUUCGAGAUUUCGAAGAGUCUAUUAAAUAUUUUGAGAAGGCAGCUAAGUUUUUCCUACAUGAAUCGUCUAUAACAUCUGCAAAUCAAUGCAAGCAGAAAGUUGCUCAGUUUUCUGCUCAAUUAAAACAGUACACAAAGGCAAUCGAGAUAUUCGAAGAAAUAGCAGGGGAAGCUGUCAACAGUAAUCUGCUAAGGUAUGGAGUUAGGAAACACCUACUGAAUGCCGGUAUAUGCCAUCUUUGUAGAGGAGAUCUUGUUGCGGUGACUAAAGCAUUACAACAAUAUCAGAAUAUGGAUCCCACAUUCUCAAGAACACAUGAGAAUGAGCUUUUAACUGAUUUGGUGGCAGCCUAUGGUGAAAAUGAUGUUGAAAAGUUUACUGAAGUCCUAAAAGACUAUGAUAGCUUAAGCCCUCUGGAUUCAUGGAAAAUCAUCCUGCUGCUGAGAGUUAAAGAAGAUCUGAAGGCCAAGGAAGGCAUAGUGAACCGAACCUGAAAACAUAUUUCAAGCCUAGUCGAAUUGGAAUCAGCUAUGUAAUUAAUGGAUCCUGCUUAUAUAAAUCUAGUCUCUUUAGUUAUUUUAGUUCCUUGUUGCUCAAUUUAAUAUUCAGUUGGUUGAUAAGACCCAAUCCGAAGGAAAUUUGGGUCUCAUAAUUAUUACCUAUAGCCUAGGCAAUAUUCAAAAAUUUGAUUAUUUCUAUCAUUCUAUGUGUAAUGCUUUUAGUGAUAUAAGAUAAUUAUAAAUGUUUGUUAAAUCUCAAGUGAACCAUACCAAUGGAAAUAAUCAAAUAUAGGAUAUUAAAUGUGAAUCGAACAGAACUGAAUAAAAUUAAAUGAGUUGGAUUAAACUUACUUUAAAUAGAUUG